GUCCAACUAAAUCUGUUAGUCUCUAAGAUGCCACACGGACUCCUCGUUGUUUUAGCUGAUACAGACUAACACAACUACCACUCUGAAACCUAUCUUCCAGCUGUAACUCAAAUGCAUAAUGGAUGCAAAACUGUUUUCCUGAUCCUGCAGCCAAACCACUCUAGUGUGUCUGCUUCUGCUCACAGUUUUACUAAACAGUAAAGUAAACUUCAUAGCUAUUAUUUAAAAUGCUUGUAGUUGCAGGGAAACUGGUAGGAAUUUAGUGGGGCUAAUGCUGUUACAGCUUGGUAAAGCUGUAAGCAACAACCACCGUUAUGUUUUCUGUGAAAUCUUGCUGUUGCCCCCUCCCUAGUCUGUCAUAAUUUCUUAUGGCUAAAACGUGUCUGGUAAAUUUCUCAAGUCCAGUUUUUUGAAUCUCCAUUAAACUGGUUUAAUAGUUAUAACAAAGGCUGAUAGCAAUGAAACAAAUGAGGUAUUUAAGGGAAUGUCCUGAAGGAGUGAGGAAUGUGACAGGGUGGCCAGGAACUUCACUGCCUUUAGAAUCAAAAGCAAAAUUCAUUUAGUCUUCCUCAAAAUACCCUUCUUUUUCUCCACCUAUCACCCCUUCUUGUUUGUGUGGUUUAAAAAAAAAAGCCAGUGCUGACUGGAGUGAAGAACCAACUAAAUCUUAUAUACAUAUCUCUUUAAUUUCAUGAUGGGUGCUAGAUAAGACCCUGUAAAGUUUGAGUAUAACCCAGCAGCUGUAUGAGCUUUAAAAAAAAACCAAACCAAAAAAACCCACUUCUCAGUGUCACUGAAUUAUUUAUCUUUCCAAGUGGUGAUUCUUAUAUAUGUAAAAUUUACUCUGAUGUAUAGUAUGUGGGAAGCUAGGGCUGAAGUUACAAACAUCUGAAGAUGUGGUACACUUGUGCACAGUCGAAAAGUGCAGUGCUAUUUAAAAGUUAAUCUUAAAACAUACUCUUAAUAUGUUUAGCUGUGUAGUAAAAUGUCUAGGCUACUGAACUCCUUUAAAUAUAAAUUAACUAGGAACUGGUGUUGCUACCUCCCAUAUAACCUAUAAGAAUAAGAACAAGCCUAGGAGAUUAUUUCUACAUCUUUCCCUACCUUUCCUUAAUUUUAUAUAUGAUCAGAGUGCUUUACAAGACAUUGUGAAAUAUUAUUUCUGUUUUAGAGGAGAUAAAACUGAGGCUUAGAGCUGUCACAUUUAUUGAGUUUUGGAAUCAGGAGUAGAACCUUGGUCCCUUAGUAUUAGGCUUAUGCCUCAUUCACUAGACCAGUGGCUCCCUGGGAAGACAAACUUAUUCUCUAAUAGUAAAAUGGGGCUAAUACUGCAGAAUGAGAUAGGCCUUCUUGCUAAAUGGUUAGCAAGUGGUGGAUUUAUAAGUAUCCUCAGUUGAAGCCUUGAGGCAGUCUGUGGGAAAGAAGUCUUGCAAGUGACUGAUGGACUGAGUAUUUGACCCUGACUGUGACUGUAGUUAUAGGAUCAGCAUUGGGGAUGAAGUUAUGGGCCAGGGGGAGGAACUUAGUACUGCAGCAGCAUCCAGGAGCAGAAUAUUUAAUGUGUAACAUCUUCAAAGAGUAAUGGUAUUAUAAGAAGACUACAACAGAAUCACCAUUAAAAGUUAAAACUCUGAAAUACAUAUAUAGAAGCAUAUUUCAGGGUAUUGCUGUCAAAGAAGAUCACGUUUAAAAAGAAAAUGCUUCCCCUGUCCACCUCUUCUUUUGCCAACAUCUAGGAAAGGAACAUGACUCUUUCAGUCCCUAGGCAGGGGAGAGGGAGAAGAGCCGGCAGCAGUAGGGCGGAUCUAAGGUGCUGUGAGUAAUGUAUGGAGACGGUUUGGAAGGCCUCAUUUCAAGAAGCUUGCCGUUAUAGCGAAGGGAGUUUCAUGUUUGUGCCUUACCUGAGUCUGCUGCUAAAGCAUCCCAGUGCGCAAGGAACCCCCCUGAGGCGUAUCACUUAGUGAUUGCUUGAGAGGCCCUGGUCCCCUGCAAUCUCAUGCACACAAGCCCCCUUGUUUUCCAGCGUCCCAAAGGUGUUCAAGCAGCCCUGGGCCGCGGCCUCCCUACGCUGUAAACAGUUUCGCGGUGUGGGGGGAAUGAGUUGAGUAGCUCCCGCAAUACCUGUCCGCUGUGGGGUCAGCUCCUCCCAUCCCAGACUCCCCCUCCAUGCCCGGGUGGGGUUUAUCCCCCCGGCCCAGCAGGGGACGGGGGUGGUUUCGCGCCGGGCGGGGCUGGGGGAGGUGGCUCUGGCCUGGCAGGCGCCUGCGCUGUGGCUACCGCUGAGGAAGAUGCCGUCGGUUUCGAAAGCGGCUUCUCGAAGUGGCGGGUCCGGUGGGUCUCCGCAGACAGAGCAGCCGACGCACUAUACGUAUCUAAAGGACUUUAGGACAGAGCAGUGCCCCCUAUUCUUGCAGCACAAGUGUACCCAGCACAGACCAUUUACCUGUUUUCAUUGGCAUUUCCUAAAUCAGCGUCGUCGUAGACCCAUUCGAAGGCGUGAUGGGACUUUUAACUACAGUCCAGAUGUUUAUUGUACAAAAUAUGAUGAAACCACAGGAAUCUGUCCAGAUGGAGAUGAUUGUCCUUAUCUGCAUCGAACAACAGGGGAUACAGAAAGAAAAUAUCAUCUCAGAUAUUACAAGACUGGAACAUGUAUUCAUGAAACAGAUGCUCGGGGCCACUGUGUGAAGAAUGGACUCCACUGUGCCUUUGCUCACGGGCCUCAUGACCUUAGACCACCAGUAUAUGAUAUAAGGGAACUUCAGGCACAGGAAGCCUUACAGAAUGGGCAGCUAGGAGGUGGAGAAAACAUCCCUGACCUACAGCCAGGAAUUCUAGCUAGCCAAGCAAUGAUUGAAAAAAUUCUUAGUGAGGAUCCGAAGUGGCUGGAUACUAAUUUUGUAUUAGCUGGCUACAAGACAGAACAAUGCACCAAACCCCCCAGACUCUGCCGCCAGGGUUAUGCAUGUCCCCAUUAUCACAACAGUCGAGAUAGAAGACGGAAUCCCAGAAAAUUCAAAUACAGGUCUACUCCUUGCCCCAGUGUAAAACAUGCAGAUGAGUGGGGUGAACCUUCCAAGUGUGAAAAUGGGGAUAACUGUCAGUAUUGCCAUUCUCGUACUGAACAGCAGUUCCAUCCUGAGAUUUACAAAUCUACAAAGUGCAAUGACAUCCGUCAAACAGGUUACUGCCCGCGGGGUCCAUUUUGUGCAUUUGCACAUGUUGAAAAGGACACCAUGAAUGUAGUCAUACUGCAAACUGGCUGUCAAUCAAAGCCAGGCGCUCAUCUGUUUUCAGCAGACACCAUAGGAAUUGCAAAUGAAUGGAGCAGCAGUCUUAACUCCACAAACAGCAUUACAAAUAACAAUGGGCAAUCUGGAAAUAUUUCCUGUGCCUCAAGUCCAACAGUAAUGUCAAGCUCUGGUAGCUGUAGCUCAUUAUCGCCUAUUGGACCCCUUUGUAGGCAAAGAUCAUUAGCAAAUGGUGCUUUGUGUUCCGAGUGUAGCCCAUCAGGUGUUUCUUCACCAAAUUCUAGCUACCCAAAAGCACCAGGUUUUGAACGAGAGGAUCAGGUGAAACAGAAAAGCCUGCCAGCCGACAAUUAUCAGAAAAUAAGUGAACAAGACAGUAAGCAGAACCAUCUCAGUGUUUUUUCAGUGGUUAAUCCACUUGCUUCAAGUAUAACUUCCAGUAUAACUUCUAGUCUGGCUUCCAGUAUUGGAUCAGAUAAUUCAUCCCCAACAGCUCUCUCAGUUAUCAGUGCCAAAGCUCUCCCAUUCUACCCUGGCAGUAAUACAGUUGAAUCAGUUAUAGGUUCUGCUUUAGAUCUACAUUUUAGUGAUAUAAAUGUUGCAUCCUUAGAUCAAGAAUUAGAAGAUCAAGAAAACAGUGACCUUGGAUUAACAAGUCAAAGGUUACUGGGAAGUUCAGCUCCUGUCAAUAUUCCAGGUUCUGUUGCUCGUUCCUCAUCUUUACAUUCAUCAUCUUCCCUUUCAACCUCUCCACUCAGUUCUCUUUCACAGUCGUUGUCUCAGUCUUUUAUUUCAUCCACUAUGGCUCCUCACCAACAGCAGACUCAGCCUUUGAAAUCAGAACAUAGUAUGUUAGGCACUUCAGCCUCUUCUCAUAACUCUUUAGGUUUAAAUGGUGUUACAGGGAGCAUUUGGGACUUCAUAACUGGGAGUUUCUCUCCUAGUCCAUCCCCAGUAUUGAACAGUGGUACUAUACCCUCAACAAACUCAAACACCAGUGGAAGUGAAUUAGCUCACAUUAGACAGGAACUUGAUGAUGCCAAUCGAAAAAUAAAACGAUGGGAAGAUUCUUGGGAACAAGUAAAGCAGGCAUGUGAUGCAUGGCAGAAAGAGGCCCAAGAGGCAAAGGAACGUGCUAAAGUGGCAGAUGCUGACAAAAAACUAGCUCUUCGGAAAAAAGAAGACUUAGAAAAUAAAUUUAAAAAGCUGCAGGAACAAUUUGAUAUGUGUCUGUCCACUACAGUACUCCAUAUGAAAAGCUAUGGCGAUAUAAAAAAGAUACCAUUACCAAAGCUUCAUUCUUUACAAAACCAACUGCGUUUAGAUUUAGAAACAGUAGAUGGGGUAAUUUUCCAACUUCAUUCAAAGAAGUGUGUUGUAUGCCAAGAACAUGACCGUAGUGUAAUCCUGCAGCCAUGUCAACAUUAUGUACUUUGUGAACACUGUGCAGCUAAACAACAGGAAUGUCCUUACUGCAAGACGAAAAAAAGAAAUGGUGACGAAAAGUCAUGGUACUUAUAAUCAUGUUAAUUAACUAAAUAUAUUGUAUGUUCUGGUAUUUUAUAUAAGAAUUAUAUCUGUAGUAAUUAAUCCAUUUACUAGUGCUAGGCUGAUCUCCAUUUUAACCUUAUAAGAUAUUUUAGUUGUUUUUACUAUAGGAAAUGUGGUUUGGCUGCCUUUACAUAUUGAAUUCUAUUCAUGAAGUUCUAAAGUUCCGUGGUUAUUUCUUUCCCCACCUGGCCUUUUCAGUUUUCCACUCAUAUUCCUGGUGCACAAGCUACUCAGGUUCACUUACAGCAUAAUCACUUCUUACAGGUAUGUACUUGCAAUGCAUGAAUGGGGGAUUUAUGUCCGUGCCUCCCAUUAGCAUUAAUGUAAGACACUCAUGUAAAUACAAUACUUGUUGAUGGGAGGACCUUACCCCUCACCAUGUUUAUGGUGUGCUGUAAUCCUUUGCCAGUAUUUCUGAAUCAGUCUAACACUACUGUUUACUUGGUUAUUUGAAGAAAUUUGAUUCCUGUAAAAGCACUUUGCUAACUGUUUUUUGUUAGAGAUUGUUAUAAAUUGCUUAACCUGCUUUCUAGGUUUUAAUAUUUAUUUUUUUAAUAUUUAGUAUGAAGCUUUGUGUGUGUACUGUGAACUUAAAAUAUUUAUAUCAGUUUUACUGUUAAAUCAUAUUAUGAUAGUAUAGUAUAGUUAAAUUUCAUUUUUGGCUUUAGUAGUUACUAAAUGAACAGUUACGAGAACUUGCCUAGAAUUUUUACAGUUUAAGUCAACUGCAGACUAAUAGUAUUUAUAAGUAUACUAGCAGAGAGUGACAUUGAAAGAGAUACAUAUGCGUAAAUAUUCAAAUACUUUUUUUUUAUUUUGUGAAACAAACCAGUUUUCUUAAACAACUGUGUAUUUGCAUAUUGCCCCAAGUUGGAUUUUUGUAGUCUUAAUGAAAGCAAUUGUAUAACUCCUAAUCUGUGUGAUUACCUAUCAUGAAUUGAUAUAAUCCAUAGCCACUUUUACCAAGUGCCUGUGCCUUGCACCCAAUAAAAUUGCAAAAUACGUGAAGGAAACAGUUUGCAAACAAUUUAUACCACCUAAUUCUGUACAGGACAAUUGGAUGAUAAUUAAAAUUCUCAACUUUCUGUAAUAGAAUUUCAAAAUAAUAUCUUGCCAUGGACGAAAGAUACUAGGUUUUGUUUUUACAUAAAUAAAUACAAUACACCUUUUGGGUUUAGCGCUAAAAUUAUUUAAAUAUUUUAUCAGACAAUGGUGCUUUGUUGUAAUGAUUUUUAAAAAAAAAGUUGUUGUCCAUAUUUAAUGCUGAUGAUUAGGAGUAUGCAGUUUAGGAGAAGUUAAUUAUUGUAUCUUAACACUGUAUCUUGUUACUUUCCUUAAAGUUAACUAUUCUUGUAGGGAAGAGUUACCUGUGGUGUUACUUCUCUUUCCUAUUAAAUACAGGUAUGACACAGUACAGCUUACAUUCAAAUGACCUACCACUGUGUUACAUAAUGUGUAUAUUCCUAUUAAUUAAUACAUUAAUGAACAAGAAGUGCAUUCAUAUGACCAGCAAAGAGUUUAAUUAUUUCUGAAGUUUGUUCAGAUGCAUUGCAAUAGAAACAAGAUAUAUACUAAAUUGUAUUUAUGAUCUUGAAAAAUAUCUUUUGAGAUUUGUAUCAGUGUUAAAGAAUUCAGAGCCCAAUCCAAAGCCCCUUAAAGUCAAUGUGCUUUCAUUGAUUUAUGCGGACUUUGGACUAGGCCUUGAGUUAGCAGAAACAAGCACAUAUGAUUACAUUUAUUGUAAUAAUAAAAUCUACAGAAUAAUCACUACCUUGUUCUAUCAAACUGUGAGAACAUGGAGAUCUUUUGAGAAUGACGGAGGGAAGAUAAAACCCAUGAUGGAUUUACAUUUGGAACAGGAGCUCUUAAAAAGUAAUUUACAAACACAAUAGUCUGAAGAUAAUUGUAGAACAUUUUUAAACAGGUUUUAAGGUUGAGUUUCAUAAUACGGUCUGAUGCAUUUUUCACAUAAUUUUUAACAUUUUCUCUCAACAUUGUAUAUUGAAAUACUUUAUUACUAUAAUUUCAUUUUCAGCAAUAUAUUUCUCUCUCCUGAAAGAUGAUUUUCUGUUAUCAUAGAAGUAGAACCAGUUUAGAUUUUUUUUAAGUGGUACUUUGAAUCACUAAGCUUUGCUGUGAGUAUUAAUGGACUUCUACACUUGUGGAGUCUUUGCCAAAGACUUUUUUUGAACAUUAACAACGUUUUGGACUAAAAUAAAGUGAGUAGGUAAGAAUUUUUAUCAGUGACCAAAUUAGAAAGUGGUGUAUUAUAGGAAUAAAUUAUUGUAAAUGUUUUAAAACAUGCAAUUGAUAUCAGACAGUGGUUUAUUACAUCCAUUAUAGAAUGUGCAACAACAUUCUCUAGCUCUUUGCUAACAUAGUUAAUUAAUAUUCUUAGCAGAUUUUAGUGAAAUAAAUCCAAAUUAGAUUGAAAUGUGGCCAUACGUGUCAAUGUUCAGUUCAUUACUUAAGAAAUUUUGAAAUAUUUUUGUGCUACAGUAACUCCUCACUUAACGUUGUAGUUGUGUUCCUGAAAAAUGCAACUUUAAGUGAAAUGAUGUUGAACGAAUCUAAUUUUCCCAAAAGAUUUAAUGUAAAUGCAGGAGGUUAGAUUCCAAGGAAAUUUUUUGGGGGCAGACAAAAGGAAUUAUAUACUGUACAGUACUGUACUGUACUGUGGUUGGGAAGUCCCCCGGCUUAUCCCACACAGGCACAGCCCGCUGCAGGCAAGGACGCUAGGAAGCACCUUCGCAGCAGCAGCUGUAGCUUACCCAGAGAAGAACAGGUGCCGACUUUGCUGGGAAUACUCCAGGCCCGCCUCUUCCUGUCCCCGCUCCACUCCAGGCCCACCUCUUCCCACCCCUACUCCAACUCCGCUCUGGAGCACACCGCAUCCCCGCUCCUUCCCAUCCCCCCACCGAAAGUCCUAGGACUUUCUGGGAGGGAGGGGGAGAAACGGAGACACAACGCAUCCCCGCUCCCCCCCUCCCUCCCAGCGCUUCAUGCUUAGGACUUUCUGAGGGGGGAGGAGGAGUGGAGACGCAGCGCUUCCCCACUCCUGCCCCUCCCUCCCAGAAAGUCUUAAGUGCCCCCAAACAGCUGUUUGGUGGUGGGGGAAGCGCUGGGAGGGAGGGGGAGGAGGCAGAGAAGAGGAACUUGUGCAAUGCUCCCUUGUAAAGUCGCUGCUCUUCCAGCCAAACAACGUUAUAAGGGAGCAUUGCACAACUUUAAAUGAGCAUGUUCCCUAAUUGAGCAGCGACGUAACUUUGAAACAAUGUUAAGCGGGACGACAUUAAGUGAGAAGUUACUGUACUCUUGUCACAGUUUAUAGUUCUUUAUAUACAUUACUGUGCAUUUGUGUAUCAUCCUAGGACCUUUUCUUUGGUCUUUUCUUUUUGUAAUAAUAGGAGGUUUUUUAAAUCUCUAGCUGAUACUUUUCAAUUUACAAAUGAGUUUUAACAGCAAGGGCAAAGUAAAUUGUCACAUUAACGUGCACAGUUUGCACAUACUGUCUUUUUAGAUUAAAUCAACUAAUUAUUGGGGGGAAUUCAAUUUUUUAGCAUUUGUUUGUUACAUAAUUAAAGUUGAGAAUUAUUACAUCGCUGUGUAUUGUUGUGGGGAAAAAAACGUAAAUAUAUCCUGGAAGCAGCUGAGUUGGCUUUUGGACAGAUCUAAAUUUGAGUCUUGAAGGAAAAAGAUAGACCAAAGAAAUGUUACCUAUGAGUGAAAUUCCCAGAGUGAACAGCGUGUUGCUUGUUACCUUGUGGAAAUAUUGUUAGGUAGUCACAUGAACUACAUGUAGCAUUCACAUAAAAAAUGCUAUAAUUAUUUUCCAGUAAGACAAUUCCCUGAGGAAUUAUAAGCAAGGUCUUAUUAACUUUUUACAGAUUAACUUCAGUUACUUAAAAAUUAAGAAUUAUUGGAUACGCUUUUUUACAGUGAUACUUUUAAAUCCAGGAUAAUGAAAUAUAUGCAGCAUAAAUUAGCAGUUGUACUUUAAUGAAAAAAUAUUACAAGGGGAAUAUUUACAUUUGUGAAGUUUUGUCCUGGUGAUACAAACACUAUGUAGAUGCACUAAAAAUAUAUUUGAGUAAGAAUAUAAUAAUGUAAUUUGUUAGAUGAGCAAAUUAUAUAAAGGUAAAAUACACUCAUUAGUUAGUUUCAUUCUAGUAUUUGAAAACAGUUUGACCAAGUUAUCAUGUAAAUUUAUGUAAAAGUAUAAUACUUUUAUGUGAAUGCCAUUAACUUUUCAUAAUGGCCUGGGGUGUAGUAGAUGAAAAUUACAGUUUCUCAGGGUUUAAAGUCAAGAACUGUAAUUUAACAGAACGUUUGCUAAAUUCAGAUAGAUCCCAAGCUGCAUCUUAUGGGUUUGUUAUUUAGUCUUUUUUGAAUAGCAGAUUAUUAAAAACAUCUGUUUUGUUAUUGCUAUUCAGAAUAUCCUAGUGUUAAAUAUUAAUAGUAAUAUUAUUACUGUCACAAUAUAUUUGUGUAACUGUGGUCAGCAAAAGACCUUAAAUGGUUGUGGAAUUUUCACUUGUAUUAAUUUAUGGAACCUAUUAAUGUUCUGAGUGCAUAGACAGAAUUGGUAUUGUGAAUGGAAAUGUUCUUAACUGAGAAGGUAUUUAUAAUGCAUAAUCAUUUACUUGUAGUGAAUUGUUAACACUUGUUAAAACUUUUUUACACUAUAGCAUUUAUGCAAUGGUUUACAGAAUUCAUGGAAUUAUUUUUAUUAUCGAUAUGAAAUUAAAAUUUUUGAUCUUUA
Messenger RNA from Malaclemys terrapin pileata, 9564 nucleotides. RefSeq names its product unk like zinc finger (gene UNKL). The transcript has 16 exons. The coding region runs from base 2289 to 4772 and encodes 827 amino acids. Gene Ontology annotation, molecular function: metal ion binding. NCBI's taxonomy places the organism in Eukaryota, Metazoa, Chordata, Testudines, Emydidae. The record is from RefSeq and is a predicted model, not a curated record.